Messenger RNA from Oryza sativa Japonica Group (Japanese rice), 4710 nucleotides. RefSeq names its product putative ABC transporter C family member 15. The record is from RefSeq and is a predicted model, not a curated record. Gene Ontology annotation, biological process: transmembrane transport. Gene Ontology annotation, cellular component: membrane. NCBI's taxonomy places the organism in Eukaryota, Viridiplantae, Streptophyta, Magnoliopsida, Poales, Poaceae. Gene Ontology annotation, molecular function: ATP binding; ABC-type transporter activity; ATP hydrolysis activity.
UAUCCGUCUGGUGAUUUCGGCAUUGGAUGGAGACCUUAGCAGUAUUGGAUUAUGUCCGCAUAGCAUCGUUCGCUAUCUUGCUGGUUUGGAUCCUUGCAGAGCUUGCCAGGCUGAACAAGAGACAUCGCCGAGAAGGACAUGGCGACAUGGUUUCAUCACAAAGAAAAGGGGAAGUCCUGCUACCAGCUUAUAUAAUUGUACUUUGCAAUGCUUCAAUCUCCUUGAUGCAUAUUUGUUUUUCUGUUCUUGUGUUCUGGAAGCGCCAAACUGUCUCCCUGGAUUUGAUCUUCAAAUCAGUCUCAUGGCUUCUAGUGACUCUCUUCUUGCUCUACUGCAAACAUGAAGGUGCAGGAGUUGUAUCCAACUGGCCUUCAGUUCUUCUCUCGUGGUGGUUCUUCAGCUUCUUAUCCGAAUCACUUCUCACUUCGUUGCAUUUGCUUCACCUCUUCAACUCUGCAACUGUUGUCGAUUUCACUUCUCUUCCCUUGUGCACAUUCAUCUGCCUCGUGGCAGUAACUAUGAGACCUUCCAAAGCAAACCAGCAAGACCAGAACCAACCGCUGCUUGUGAGAGAAGACAGUGAUGACAGUAGCACAGACAGGUUCUCCAACUCCGGGUGGUGGAGCUGCCUCACAUUCCAGUGGUUAAACCCAAUCUUUGAGAAGGGACACAAGGUGCGUCUUGAGCUCGACCAUAUCCCAUCUGUUCCACAGUCUGACACGGCAAACCAAUCUUAUGCAUUGCUUCAAGAGACACUUCACAAGCAGAAACCUGAGCCAAUGCCUAUGCGGAGAGCCAUUAUUUGUGCUGUCUGGACACCUUUGAUCGCCAAUGGAGUCUUUGCAGGGCUUAACACUAUUGCUUCCUAUAUGGGGCCAUUCUUGAUCACCUACUUAGUGGAGCUACUCUCUGACAAGAAUCCUGACAAGGGCCAUGGCCAUGGCUACAUGCUAGCAUGCCUUUUCUUUGCCUCAAAGACAGUGGAGUCACUUUCACAGCGGCAAUGGUAUUUUGGUGCCCGCAGGAUUGGUUUCCGGGUGCGUGCAGCACUGAUGGUAUCCAUCUAUCAGAAAUCCCUGCUGAUGAAGAACUCAAGCACAGCCAGCGGGAAAAUUGUGAACUUCCUCGAUGUCGAUGUUGAGAAGGUUAGCGAAUUCUUCUGGUACGUACAUAGAAUUUGGCUGCUACCCUUGCAAAUAUCCUUGGCACUUGCCAUUCUCUACCGUAGCCUUGGUGCAAUGGCCUCGCUGUCUGCAGUCCUUGCAACAGUUUUGGUUAUGGUGAGCAACACACCACUUGCAAAGUCACAGGAGAACCUCAACAUGAAGAUCAUGGAAGCGAAGGACUCACGGAUAAAGGCUAUGGCUGAAGCAAUGAAGAGUAUGAGGAUAUUGAAGCUGCAUGCAUGGGAGACAGCUUACUUUGACAAGCUACUGAAUCUAAGGGAUGUGGAGAGGGGAUGGCUCAGGAAAUAUCUCUACACAUGUUCAGCAAUUGCCUUCCUGUUUUGGGCCUCACCGACCUUGGUGUCGGUUGUCACAUUUGGUGUAUGUAUUCUUGUGGAGAUGCCAUUAUCAGCUGGAACAGUCUUAUCCGCCGUUGCCACGUUCAGAAUCCUCCAAGAUCCAAUCUACAACCUCCCAGAGCUCGUUUCAAUGGUCACACAAACCAAGGUGUCCCUAGAUAGAAUUGAAGAGUUCAUCAAAGAAGAACACCAGGGGAAGCCAAGUCGUUCUGACAAUAACACUAGGACUAAGGACCUGUCUAUGACUGGUGCAAUGGAAAUUGAACCAGGGGUAUAUGGUUGGGAAAUUGACAAUAGCUUGAAGAAGACAAAAUUCAUGCUUAAGAUUGACAGAAAGCUGAGCAUCAGCAAGGGUCAAAAGGUUGCAGUGUGCGGGCCAGUUGGUUCUGGUAAAUCAAGCCUCCUUUACAGCAUCAUGGGGGAGAUCCCAAGGAUUAAUGGUGCAGAAACAACAGUUUUUGGGUCAAGGGCAUAUGUUGCGCAGAGUGCAUGGAUUCAGACUGGGACAAUUCAAGACAAUGUGCUCUUUGGGAAGGAUAUGGACAGAAGCUUCUAUGAGGAGGUGCUGCAUGGUUGUGCUUUGGAUAGAGAUUUGGAGUUAUGGGCCAAUGGUGAUAUGACUAUGGUAGGGGAGAGGGGCAUGAACCUGAGUGGAGGCCAGAAGCAGAGGAUUCAGCUUGCCAGAGCAUUGUAUAGUGAUUCUGAUGUUUACCUCUUAGAUGAUCCCUUCAGUGCCGUGGAUGCACACACCGGAGCACAUCUCUUCAAGGAAUGUUUACUGAGGCUAAUGUCCUCUAAGACAGUCAUAUAUGUUACUCAUCAGCUAGAGUUCUUGAGAGAUGCAGAUCUUGUUCUGGUCAUGAAAGAUGGAAGGAUUGUUCAAUCCGGAAAAUAUGAUGAUUUGGUAGCAGACAGGAAUGGAGAACUCUCAAUGCAAAUGGCUGCACAUAACCAAUCCCUUAGUCAGGUCACACCUGCAAAAGCACAUGUCUUGACUAAAAAUAAGAGUCACAAGAGAAGGCAGACUGAGCUCACAGAAAUAGAAUUAGAUCACAAUGUAAUAGGCAGGGAAUGCGAGGAGGAGCGCGAAUCUGGAAGAGUUAAAUGGGAUAUUUAUCGCAAGUUUGUCAACUCUGCAUAUGGCGGAGCUCUCGUUCCUGUUAUUCUUGCAUGCCAAGUCCUUUUCCAGGGAUUGCAGAUAUGUAGCAACUAUUGGAUUGCAUGGGCAGCUGAGAGGCAGGAACAAGUAAGCAGGGAGAAGAUGAUAGGUAUCUUUGUGCUGUUAUCAGCUGGAAGUUCUGUGUUUAUAUUGGGAAGAGCUAUUGUCCUUUCAACGAUUGCCAUUGAAACUGCUCAUCAGUUCUUCUUAGGCAUGACCAGGAGUAUUUUUCGAGCACCAAUCAACUUCUUUGACUCCACUCCAUCAAGUAGAAUCCUCAAUAGGGCUUCAACAGAUCAAAGCACAGUUGACACAGACAUUCCCUACAGGCUUGCAGGGCUUAUCUUCGCAUUAAUUCAGCUCCUCAGUAUUAUUUUCAUCAUGUCUCAAAUUGCCUGGCCUAUAUUCAUUCUAUUCAUAAUUAUAAUUGCCAUCUCUACUUGGUAUCAGAGCUAUUACAUCUGUUCAGCUAGAGAACUAGCAAGGAUGGUUGGCAUAAGAAAAGCUCCAGUCCUCCACCAUUUUUCAGAGACUGUAUCAGGAGCAGCAACUAUUAGAUGCUUUAAUCAGGGAGAGAAGUUCUUCAGGAAGAGUCUUGCGCUAAUUGAUGACUACUCCCGCAUCACUUUCCACAAUUCAGCAACAAUUGAAUGGUUAUGUGUUCGCAUCAACUUCCUCUUCAACCUUGUCUUCUUUGUGACGCUAGUCAUCCUUGUCUCAAUGCCUCGAAAUACUAUUGAUCCAAGCCUCGCAGGGCUGGCAGCUACCUAUGGCCUUAACCUUAAUGUGUUACAAGCAUGGGUCAUAUGGAAUCUGUGCAACGUUGAGAACAAAAUGAUUUCAGUAGAAAGAAUUUUGCAGUUCUCAAACAUAACAAGUGAGGCCCCUUUAGUCAUUGAGGACUGUAGACCAAGAGAAUCAUGGCCCUGGUGUGGAACCAUUCAGAUCGAUUCUCUCCAAGUGAGGUACAACCCGGACAUGCCAAUGGUGCUCAAAGGCAUAAGCUGCACAAUUCCCGGAGAAAGGAAAAUUGGGGUGGUAGGACGGACAGGGAGUGGGAAAUCGACUCUAAUUCACGCCUUGUUUCGGAUUGUUGAACCAUCUGAAGGACGGAUACUCAUAGAUGAUGUUGAUAUAUCGCUUUUGGGAGUGCAUGAUCUGCGGUCAAGAUUAAGUGUUAUACCACAAGAACCGACUCUUUUCCAAGGGACAGUCAGAACAAACCUGGAUCCUCUACAGCAGCAUCUGGACACUGAAAUAUGGGAGGUUUUGCAUAAGUGCCGCCUUGAGGAGAUUGUGAGAGAAGACAGUAGAUUGUUGGAUGCACCAGUUGUUGAAGAUGGGGGAAACUGGAGCGUAGGACAAAGGCAACUUGUAUGCUUGGCCAGGGUAUUGCUAAUGAAGAAGAAAAUACUUGUUCUGGAUGAAGCCACAGCAUCGGUUGAUACCGCAACAGAUAAUAUCAUCCAAAAGACUAUAAGGCAAGAGACAAACAAUUGCACAGUUAUUACAAUUGCACAUAGGAUUCCUACUGUGAUUGACAGUGACCUUGUUCUUGUCCUAGGUGAAGGUAAGAUACUAGAGUUUGAUUCUCCAGAAAAUCUCCUCAGAGAUGAAUCAUCAGCUUUCUCAAAGCUGGUGAUGGAAUUCGUGGGAAGAUCAUCAUAGGGUAGACAUCAACCAGAGUUAACAUAGAGAUAUCAAGCAGCCACCAACCUACUUAACUCCAUCUAGACUUGUAUUUAUCAACAUUGAAACUAACAGGGCAUGAAGAAGGUUUACGAGUGGACAGCAGGCAUCAGAAGUACAGAAGGAAAUUUUGGUUUAAGUGAAGACUAUGCUAGCAUUAGAUACUGAUCUUUUCCUGAUCUAGCCCUUACCAAUUGGACAGUUGCUGAAUGGUGUUCAUAUUAUAUUGGCAAUGCAAGUGAUCUUAGAUAGAUUCAUAUUCUUUUCCACCAACUACUAGAUCAAAAUAAAUUGUAGCCUUAAUUAUAUUCACCAAAUCAUUCGUUGUUGAUUUGUU